CCUGUGCUGUGUCUGGGUGUUGGUUGUGUGUCCACACAUGGUGACUGUAUGUCCAGACAUUGUAUAUUCAUGUGUUUGCGUGUUGCUGCGUUGUGUGUCUGGGUGUGGUGUUGUGUGUCCAUGCAUGGUGACUCUGUGUCUGGGCAUUGUGUGUUCGUGUGUCGUAUUCAGGCAUGGUGUUGUGCGUCCGGUGCUGUCUUGUGGUCCGUGUCUGUAUGCACCAGGCGUGGAUGUGCCUGUGUCUCUGUGCGUUCUUGUGCGUCCAGGUGGGAGGGUGGGUGCUGUGUAUUGUUUUCUCCCCGGUGUGUGUGUGUGUGAAGAGACUUGGCCACACCUGUGUCCCUGGCUGCCCUGUGCCUCUGUCCAUGCUGCCGGCUUGCACACCUGUGCGCACCUGCCCGCUGAUCCGCUGGCCCUCCCCUCAGGGCGCCUUCAGCCGCUGCUACAAGCUGACGGACAUGUCCACCAGCGCUGUGUUUGCCCUCAAGGUGGUGCCGCGUGGCGGGGCCGGGCCUGGGUGCCUUCGCACACAGGGAAAGGUGGACCGUGAGAUUGCCCUGCACAGCCGCCUGCGACACCGCAACAUCGUGGCCUUCCACGGACACUUUGCUGACCGCGACCACGUGUACAUGGUGCUGGAGUACUGCAGCCGCCAGUCUUUGGCCCACGUGCUGAGGGCGCGGCAGACCCUGACGGAGCCAGAGGUGCGCUACUACCUGCGGGGCCUGGUCAGCGGCCUGCACUACCUGCACCAGCGGCACAUCGUGCACCGAGACCUGAAGCUCAGUAACUUCUUCCUUAACAAGAACAUGGAGGUGAAGAUUGGAGACCUGGGGCUGGCGGCCAAGGUGGGACCAGGGGGCCGCUGCCACGGAGUGCUCUGUGGGACCCCGAACUUCCUGGCCCCCGAGGUUGUCUCCAGAAACGGGCACUCCUGCCAGUCAGACAUCUGGGCUCUGGGCUGCAUCAUGUACACGGUGCUGACCGGCGCCCCGCCCUUCAUGGCCUCACCCCUGUCGGAGAUGUACCAAAACAUCCGUGAGGGCCACUACCCCGAACCCGCUCAUCUGUCUGCCAAUGCACGCCGCCUCAUCGCACGCCUCCUGGCACCCAACCCGGCCGAGCGGCCCAGCCUGGACCACCUGCUGCAGGAUGACUUCUUCACGCAGGGUUUCACUCCAGACCGGCUGCCGGCCCACUCCUGCCACAGUCCCCCCAUAUUUGCCGUACCCCCGCCUCUGGGCAAGAUCUUCCGGAAGGUGGGCCAGCUGCUGCUCACCCAGUGCCGGCCACCCUGCCCCUUCACACCUAAAGAGGCCUCGGGUCCAGGAAAAGAUGGGCCAGACCCUGACUCCAUGGAGUGGGGUGGUGAGAGCUCCCUGUCUGCGAAAGGAGUUCCCUGCCUGGAAGCCCCCAUCCACCUGGUCGCACAUGGGACCCUGCAGAGUGACCUGGCCGGGCCCGAGGGGAGCCGGCGGCCGGAGGUGGAGGCAGCCCUCAGACACCUGCAGCUGUGCCUGGACAUGGGCCUCCCGGCCACACAGGACCCCCUGGGAGAGCAGCGGCUCAUCCUCUGGGCCCCCAAAUGGGUGGAUCAUUCCAGCAAAUACGGCUUUGGCUACCAGCUCUCGGACGGGGGCAGUGGUGUCCUGCUUCGGGACGGCACCCACAUGGCCCUGCGUCCCCCCGGAGACCAAGUGUGCUACAUGCCCGGCCGCGGGAAGCUGGAAACCUUCACCCUGAGGAAUGUGCCCGGCCCGCUGUGCGCCAAGCUGGCCGUGCUGCAGCUCUUUGCCGGCUGCCUGAAGCGGCGGCUGCGGGAGGAGGGGACCCUCUCCACACCUGUGCCACCUGCUGGACCUGGCCUCUGCCUCCUGCGCUUCCUGGCCUCUGAGCAAGGCUUGCUGCUGCUGUUCAGCGAUGGGACGGUGCAGAUGAGUUUCAGUGGAGUCCCGGCCCAACUGGUGCUGAGUGGCGAGGGUGAGGGUUUGCAGCUCACCCUCUGGGAGCAGGGUCCCCCCGGCACCUCCUACUCCCUGGACAUCCUGCGGAGCCACGGCUGCGCCCCCGCCACCCAGCAGCGCCUUCACCACGCCGUCCGCAUGCUGCAGAGUAUCUAAUGCCCCUGAGGGUCAGAGUGGACCCCUGCAUGAUAGUGCUAGGAACCCAGGCUCCAUUUCCAUUCCUGUGGCUCCCCACAGAGGGGCUGUCCUGAAGGAGAGUUUGGGGGCACAUGGGAGGUGGUUCUUGCCUUGUGGCAUGACUGGUCAAGCCAGACUUUGCUGGGAUCUCUUCCUUUUUCAUUAAAGACGAUUUG
Messenger RNA from Cercocebus atys (sooty mangabey), 2317 nucleotides. It is a transcript of the gene PLK5, whose product is annotated as polo-like kinase 5. Gene Ontology annotation, cellular component: cytoplasm; centrosome; nucleus. Gene Ontology annotation, molecular function: protein binding; ATP binding; protein serine/threonine kinase activity. The record is from RefSeq and is a predicted model, not a curated record. Bases 174 to 2120 code for a protein of 648 amino acids. The transcript has 14 exons. Lineage: Eukaryota; Metazoa; Chordata; Mammalia; Primates; Cercopithecidae. Gene Ontology annotation, biological process: mitotic cell cycle; regulation of cytokinesis; protein phosphorylation.